Psylliodes chrysocephalus is the source of this 5301-nucleotide messenger RNA. The record is from the annotation of a GenBank genome assembly. NCBI's taxonomy places the organism in Eukaryota, Metazoa, Arthropoda, Insecta, Coleoptera, Chrysomelidae.
UCAAAAGAGAUUUUUGUCCUAUCCAAUUAUGCAAGUUUAUUAUUUUUAAACUUCAAUUGAAAUCUAAUAAAAUGAAAUUAAAUCUCAUAAAAGACAUCUAUUUAUACAAUUUAGAUUCAUAAAGACGUUACAGUAAAAAGCCAAGUGAAAAUUAAACAAACAUGCCUAUUCCACCAGUCGCGGCAGUCUUAGAGACUGAAACAGAAUGUCGCAGCAUAACAGAUAGUGUUGGAUCACAUUCCGAUUUGUCUGUGACGACGGUGCAUACCGGUGGCACGAUGACGAAAAGUCAGAUGGAUGUUGUUUGUGUUAUUGAUGUUUGCCAAACUGAGAAUUUGUUACAGAGAAAAAAAGCUCUUGAUGAAAUUAAACAAGCUUGCCUUCAAAUUGGAGCAAAUCUGAGCCAUGUUCAGUUUGAAAAGUUGGAUUUUGGAGAAGCAAAUGUAGUGAGCAGCUUUUAUAAUGCAGAUGUGGUAAUAAUAGACAUUUCAUUUCCUGCCCAACAUGGUACUUUAUUCUAUCAUCUUGGUGUUCGGGAAAGCUUUAACAUGAAGCAAAAUAUUUUAAUAUAUAAUGAUAUAGAUUCUGAAGUUACCCUAAAAUUAAAGUUAUCAUGUGGUAGUUAUUUGUUUAUUUCAUAUAAUUUAUCAGAAAGUUCGUGCCUUACAACUUGUCCAAGUGGGCGAGCAGAUGAACCUACAGAUUUUCUACAUCAGAGAUUAAAAAAAUAUUUACAAGAUGUUGAAGUACAAACGAAAGCACACAUGAAAGAGAAAUUUUUAAGUGAUUUAAAAAAGCUCAAAGAACAAAAAACAGGAGAGGAACUCAAUGAAGCUUUGCUGUUAAUGAGAAAACGUCUUGAUGAUCCUAAUGUCCUCUCUGGUGAAGUAAUUGUGAACAUGUUGUUUUGUUUUCGUGAUAUCCAAGAAUAUGAUGCCAUGAUUCACCUGGUUGAGGACCUUAGGAAGGUUCCUACUGCUAAAAAGUACCUGAAUUCUUAUAUCAUGUUCCUCUAUGCUUUUGCACUGAAUAGAAGAAAAAAAGAUGGUGAUAGAAAGAAUGCUUUAGCUGUUUGUGAAGAUUCAUUGAAACACAAAGAAAACCAUUUUCCCGAUAUGUUAUGCUUGUGUGGAAGGAUAUAUAAAGAUAUGUUCACAGAAUCUGAUCACAAAGACAUCAAAAGCUUAGAUGCAGCCAUUUAUUGGUACAAAAAAGGAUUUGAAGUACAACCUAAUGAAUAUGCAGGCAUCAACCUGGCGACUCUUCUCGUAAUUAAAGGUGCAGAAAUAGGGAAAUCAGACGAACUACAGCACAUAGGCAUGGUGUUGAACAAUUUAAUUGGCAAAAAGGGUAGUUUGGCAUCACUAAUAGACUAUUGGGAUGUAGCAACUUUUUUUGAAAUCUCCGUCCUGUUCCAACACUACAGUAAUGCCACCCAAGCGGCUGCAUGUAUGUUUAAGUUAAAACCUCCCAACUGGUAUUUGACAUCUACCAUUGGUAACAUUCAGUUAAUUGACAAGUUCCGAAAAAAAACUGACGAAGCCGGGAGCCCAGAAGAACAAAUUUUCCAUUUUUGGAUGGAAUUUUUUCUAGAGGCCAUAAAAGAAGACCAUGAAGAAGAUUUUAGAUUUCCUGCACUGAUCUUGGAAUCUAGUAAAGAAUUGAUGCCAAGUUACGUCUGUAUUAAUUUAGGUGCAGACCCUCAAACUCUUCAAGUUAAUAAUUUGUGUGACAAGAGUUUGAGGGGCGAAUGUAAACAAAUCCACGAUUGGGAGUUCACGGCAAAUCAAAUAAGGAGCGUCAGUUUUUAUAAAAGAGACGAACGAUGUUUGUUUUUGUAUGUCCACCAUAAUUCCGAUGAUUUCCAGAUAUUUUUUCCGUCGGAAAAUUGUCGAGAAUGUUUUUACAAACUAAUUCUUGAGUUAACUAACCACCAGGAAGGGCUUUUCGAAUCUGAACCACCACGGGACAUAAAAUACGAAUACGAACGUGAUGAAAAUGGAAAAAAAGUCAUUCUCGGUAGAGGCACAUACGGCGUUGUCUUUGCCGCACGUAAUCUUGAGACACAAGUCCGUAUAGCUGUCAAAGAAGUACCUGAAAAAAAUCUAGGGGCAGUACAACCGCUCCACGAAGAAAUACGUCUUCAUUCACAAUUAAGACACAGAAACAUUGUAAUGUAUCUAGGUUCAUUGUCUGAAGAUAAUUAUUUCAAGAUAUUUAUGGAACAAGUACCUGGAGGUUCGCUAAGUGCCUUAUUGAGAUCCAAAUGGGGGCCUCUUAAGUCAAAUGAGCACACGAUGGCUUAUUACACAAAACAAAUAUUGGAGGGUUUAAAAUACCUCCAUGAUCAGAAAAUAGUUCAUAGGGAUAUCAAAGGUGAUAACGUUUUAGUUAACACCUAUAGUGGAGUAGUAAAAAUUUCGGACUUUGGAACAUCUAAACGACUAGCUGGUUUGUGCCCUAGUACAGAAACUUUCGCAGGAACUCUUCAGUAUAUGGCUCCAGAAGUAAUUGAUAAAGGUCAACGAGGUUAUGGUGCUCCUGCCGACAUUUGGUCAUUGGGUUGUACAGUUGUAGAAAUGGCAACCGGUAAACCUCCAUUUAUAGAGUUAGGUUCGCCGCAGGCAGCUGUUUUUAAGGUCGGUUUCUACAAAGCUCAUCCAGAAGUACCGGAGGAACUUUCGGAAAGAGCCAGGGGUUUCAUCAAGAGAUGCUUCGAGCCGGAUCCCGAGUUACGUGCCACCGCUGCUCAUUUACUAGAAGAUCCGUUUUUAGGAUCAGAAAGGCGGCAGAAAAAUGUUCGUCUAAAUACCGAUUUCAACAGAAGCAUAUCAGUACCUGCGGAAAAAAUUACUUCCCGAUAUCCCGGCCACAAUAGUGCUCCAAAUCAAACACCUACAAGUCCUGAUGCAGAUUGUCGUACACAAUCUCACCAGAGUCGAGCCUCUUUACUACCACCUAUUCAAAUGCCUACUGCCCUUACUUUCAACAGUCUGGCUUCAACACCAUCUUUGGAUUGUGAAACCGAUAGUCCUCAUACAGAACGCAGAAAUUCGUCUGGCACUUUACUUUCCCCAGAGGUGGAUACUACGAUAGAAACGGAUGGAUUUUACCUUCUAAAAAAAGAUUCCCAACGGCGAACCACUCUUGCCAAGGUUCUUGCCAAUGACGGUUUAAAAAUUUGUGAAGUAUGGAUGCAAAAAGUGCGCGAUAAAUAUUUAGGAGAAACAGUUUUAACAGAAAAACAUCUCUAUAGAUUAAUGGAUGGUUUGAAAUCCUACAUCACCGAACAAUCUAUGAACGUUGUAGAAAGUACCGUCAGACAAUUGAAAGAAGAGUUAGAUUUCGAUUCUGCUGCCAUCAAUCAACUUCAGUUUGCCAUAUAUUUGUUUCAGGAAUCAGUCAAUGAUGUCCUUCGACUACAUCCGAUCAAACCCCAUUGGAUGUUCGCUUUGGACAACCUCGUAAGGUCCUGUAUUCAAGCAGCUAUUACAGUUCUCACUCCUGAAUUGAGUGAGCACAUAGCCAACAGUUCCCCAAGCACUGUCAACUCAAGUAAAUCCAGUAAAACCAAUGAAGGUUUCGAAGUUAAAGACACAAGUUUGCAAUUACGAAAUGAAAAUAUUAGGUUAAGUCAAGAAUUGCUCGAGUGCCAGCGACAGUAUCAGGGACUCCUGAAGCAGCUAAUCGAAUCUCACCGACUCGAACUCUCCCUCCGUCAAUUAUGUUGCCAUCGGUGUUGUCAUCACAACAACAUUAACAAUAAUAACCCACAAAACGGCAGUCUCGAAGAAAUCGUCGAAGAUCAAAGACUGUCGAACUGGCUCGAAGGUCUCGGCAUCCACGAGUCCGCGAAACGUAUGUUCCUGGCCGAAGGCUAUACACUCGACGAGGUGCUGUACCACAUUAGGCGCGAAGACCUGGUGAGCAUCGGUCUCAAGGGCGCCACCGUCCUGAGGAUUUGGCUAGCCAUCCAGCCCCAUCGGCGUGAGCGCGAAGACAACAACGUGAUUAUUUGUAACGGGGUUACGACGGACGAGAGCGGCACCGUUUAGCGGGCAGCAAAGGCUGAAAUGUUUAACUAAAACUCGAAGAGGUUUUCUUGACGUUUUUUUUAUUGGGCUUCCGGACUUUAUUGGAAAUUAAUUUUCAUUAAUUUUUAUUUAGGGACUUUGGUAGUGGUUUCUACGUGUGAUUCAAUCAGAAUUUUUUUUAAUAUUUUUUUUAAAUACAAAUUGGCGCGGGUAGGAUUCAUUCAAAACAGUGAGGAUUCUUAUAGAGAAUAACAUUCCCUAUCAUUGUUAUUAAAUAUUUUUCUGUGAAAUUCGUAAUUCAAAAAUUAUUGUCCCAUUAGUUUUUCGCUAAAUAUUUCUAUUAGGGACAAAAACAUAGUAAAAGGACAAUUUAAUAUUCAUGAUUUUAAUUUCAGCUGUUGGAUUAUAGAAAAGACAUAUUUAGUGACAGUGGGUUUUGCAGAGAUCCUACCCCUGCGCCAAUUAGCAUUUACGUUUCGAAAUAGUGCUCUUUUCGGUUCAAUUGCAUUUAGUACUCCCGUUUUUUGACCAGUCAAAUGGGUUUUCUUGUUUGUUUUCAAAAACUGUUCGUUUUAAAGAAUGGUAGAUUUUAUUUUAAUAUUUUUUUUAUUAUUAUUUUGAACGUGGACUUAAAAGUGUUGCUUUUUAUUUAUUAUUUCUUUUUUUGUCUUAAUUUUUUUUUUGAGUUUUGUUAACUGUUCUAGAAAUGUUUUCUAGAUCUGAAUUGAAUUAAAACAUUAGAAAUGUUUAUAUUUUGCGACAAUAACCUCUUCUCGUUUUGGAAAUACGUUUUUUCUGUUAAACCCAGUGUAAAAAUUAAUUGGUUUCUAAAAGAAGCGAGCGGUAUAUGGCAACGUUGCUUGCUCGGAACCGUUUUCUCCAUGAUCUGUGAUUUUUGUUUUAUCCGAUGUUUUAAUUUUUAAAAGUCGUGCAAUGACUGGAUUAUUUAUUUUUUAAGGAUUAAUAAUUUAUUUAGUUUAUUUUUAUAUACCAAGAAACUUGGUAAACGCCGAAUUUUAUUUUUAAUUAUACCUUGUUUUACCCGAUUGGUCUUCCGAAAUGUAUUUAUUAUUAGGUUGCCGAUAUUAACGUUUUAACUGGACUAAUAGUUAUGUUUAAGGACAUUCUUUUUGUUUCAUUUUUUUUAAUAAAAGUUAACUAGUCCCAAUGAUAAUGUUAGUGCCUCAAAAACAUCACCAUGGUCUACCAUAUUUACUUACUGUUUGUUUAGUUUUUUAUGAGACUAAUAAAACGUUAUUAAAAUUAA